Messenger RNA from Culicoides brevitarsis, 808 nucleotides. It is a transcript of the gene CCDC53, whose product is annotated as WASH complex subunit 3. The record is from RefSeq and is a predicted model, not a curated record. NCBI's taxonomy places the organism in Eukaryota, Metazoa, Arthropoda, Insecta, Diptera, Ceratopogonidae. The transcript has 2 exons. The coding region runs from base 164 to 757 and encodes 197 amino acids. Gene Ontology annotation, biological process: actin filament polymerization; exocytosis. Gene Ontology annotation, cellular component: WASH complex.
UAGUAAUCUUUUUGUAAACAUUUCAGAAAAUCUGUGAUAAUCUCUUCGAAAAAGCUCUAAAAGUACCAAAAUGACCUCAAGCCUUUAAAAAUAUCUAAAAAAUCACUCAUUAAAUGUUGUAAAAAAAGUUAACAUUUAAAAAUUUAAACGAAUAAAACUCAAAAUGUCUGAUCUCCCACUUUUUGGAACAAAUGUUGACAAAUCAAAGGUUCCCCCAAUCCAUCAAAAACGAAUCGUAAAUGCCUUCGUCAACAGUUUCAUCAUCAAAACGGCGACAUUUCUCGAGGACUUUGCCACUCAAUGCGAAGAUAAACUCAUGAAUUUCGAAGUAAAACUGCGACAAGUUGACACCCAAUUAAAACUCAUUGAAGCCAAAUUGGAAUCAGUUCCUCUCGUUGCUGGACAACAAAAUUCUCAACCAAUUCCAACACCUGCGAUUGUUCAAACAAAAGUCGAAGAGCCUCAAAAUGAGAGUAAAAGUGAUGAAAUCACGGAAAAUUUAUCGCCCGAAGAAAAAACAGAAGAAAAAAUUGCAGAAACUGAGACAAAAAGUGACGGCGUGAAAGCCAAAGACGACUAUCGCUACAAAAAAUACUUUAAAAUGAUGCAUUUUGGAGUGCCCGCCGCUGCAGUAAAGCAAAAAGUGCAAGCUGAAGGCAUGGAUCCCGACAUCUUGGACAAUCCCGAUCAAAUUUUGCCUGAUGGCGUAAUCGAACCCGUUGCUGUCGAGACAGAUUCUGACUCAGAUUCCGACUGAUUUCGCGUCUUUCACAAAAUACAGAUUUUUUUUUUUUGCAAAUGAAAUCCA